Molecule: messenger RNA, 2696 nt
Organism: Lemur catta (Ring-tailed lemur)
Lineage: Eukaryota; Metazoa; Chordata; Mammalia; Primates; Lemuridae
Gene: SYTL1
Product: synaptotagmin like 1
Exons: 16
Coding region: 739-2622 (627 amino acids)
Biological process (GO): intracellular protein transport; exocytosis
Cellular component (GO): plasma membrane; exocytic vesicle
Molecular function (GO): small GTPase binding; neurexin family protein binding
Source: RefSeq, a predicted model, not a curated record
CUUUGUUCUUGUGUUGGAAAAACCUUAGCUACCCUCUGUAGAGCUUCUCCUGCCAGUGCCUGCUGGGCUCCUGCCUCAGCCCAGUGCCCAGUGUGGGGAGGGGAGGACAUUUGGACCCGCUGGCCAAGGCGGCACUUGGACCAGAGCUCGAUUAGGAGCCUGCCCUUCUGCAUUAGCUCUGGUCCUGUAGUGGGAUGGGGUACACUGAGACAUUUCUAUAAACUAAGCUGCUCUGGGCCUCUAGAACAGUCCAGAAGGGCUAGCUGGGCCGCUCUGUUGGAUAUCUGCCAGCAGCUGCACUGGGGGAAGUGUGUGUCCAUCUCCUGGCAUCCUCUAGCCCGUGCAGCCCCUCUUCACCCUCCCAGGUCCUCCCAACAUUGGGCCCCUGCAGUUUGAGGCCUGGCUGGAGAGGUGCAUGGAGCUGACAUGUGCCAGAGUGACCCUGUAGACAAGGGAGCGUCAACACCGCUUGGCCCCAGCCCCAGGUGUGGGCCUCCUGCUGGUGAUGGCUCCCUGUGGGUCCAAAAUACUGUGGGCUGCCAGCACAGCCAGUGCCAUCAGGGAGCAGGGGGGCUGUUUCCCCCACCCUCCUGCUCCGCAGAUUCCUUUGUGAGGGGCUCCCUGGGCAGGGUAAUAAAGAGUUGACUCUGGGUGGUGCUCUGCAUUGUGUCCUCCUCUCUGCGGCCUCCUCGCCCCUCAGCUCCUCUCCCCUUGGCAAGGGGUCUGGUCGCCGGCCCCAUGGUUGAGUCUUCAGUGCCUGGAGUUUGCAGUGCCACCAGCAUCCCUCAGGUCCCUGAAACUUGGCCCAGGGGAGCUGGAGCCUCCUACGAAAGUGUCCUCCCAUACUGGACUCCUACAGGGAGCCACGUGUGCCCAGCUGGGGCACAGCCCCAGCUGAUGCCCCAGAGGGGGCACCCAUCUCAAGAGGGGCUUUGGGUUCUGCCCUCCCUCCCAAUGGAGCAUGAGCCAGAGCCUGAGGCUGAAGGACUGUUGGACCUCAGCUUCCUGACAGAGGAGGAGCAAGCGGCCAUUGCUGAGGUCCUCAAGCGAGAUGCCCGCCUGCGCCAGCUGGAGGAGGGGCGGGUCAGCAAGCUCCGGGCCUCGCUGGUAGACCCUGGGCAGCUGAAGAUCCUGACAGGGGACUGGUUCCAGGAAGCACGCUCCCAACGGCACCACCAUGCACACUUCGGCUCUGACCUUGUCCGAGCCUCCAUCCGCAGGAAGAAGAGCUCCAGGGACAAACUUCCUGAGAAGGGGGCUCACAGAGCUUCUCACCUGGGCCCAGGAGACCAGGCUGUGGGCAGCGAUGGGGAGGCUGAGGCUGCUGGGAAAGAGAAUGAAGAGGAGCCAGAGCCCAGGCCCCCCAUAGAUGAGGCCCCCCAAGAGAGGCUCAAGGAGACUGAGGGACCUGAUUUCCCAUCGCCAUAUGUUCUCUUAAAGGCUUCAGAUCAGGAGGAGGAGGCCCAGGAAGCCCCCGGCCAAGGGGACGUGCAGGUCUGUGCGGAGGAGGCGGACCCGGAGCUGGAGCCCGCGUCGAGGGUAGAGAAGGAGCUGCUGCCCCCGCCAGCCCAGGCUGCACCCAAGAUCCUGGAGAACUGGAAGGAGGCCCCGGGGUCUGGCCCCGCACUGGACCGCAUGCUCAGCAGCAGCUCCUCCGUGUCCAGCCUGAACUCCUCCACGCUGAGCGGCAGCCAGAUGAGCCUGUCUGGGGAGGCCGAGGCGGUGCCGGUGCGCGGCUCGGUGCACUUCGCGCUGCACUACGAGCCGGGCGCCGCCGAGCUGCGCGUGCACGUGAUCCAGUGCCAGGGCCUGGCCGCCGCGCGGCGCCGCCGCUCCGACCCCUACGUCAAAAGCUACCUCCUCCCGGAUAAGCAGAGCAAGCGCAAGACGGCCGUGAAGAAACGGAAUCUGAACCCGGUCUUCAACGAGACUCUGCGGUACUCUGUCCCGCAGGCCGAGCUCCCGGGCCGCGUGCUUAGCCUGUCGGUGUGGCACCGCGAAAGCCUGGGUCGCAACAUCUUUCUGGGUGAAGUUGAAGUGCCCCUGGACACAUGGAAUUGGGACUCUGAGCCCACCUGGCUCCCCCUACAGCCGCGGGUCCCACCCUCUCCCGACGAGCUUCCCAGCCGCGGGCUGCUCUCCCUGUCCCUCAAGUACGUCCCCGCCGGCUCGGAGGGCGCGGGACUGCCCCCCAGCGGGGAGCUGCACUUCUGGGUGAAGGAAGCUCAGGACCUCAUCCCACUGCGCUCGGGAUCCCUGGAUACUUACGUGCAAUGCUCGGUGCUGCCUGAUGACAGCCGGGCCAGCCGCCAGCGUACCAGGGUGGUUCGUCGCAGCCUCAGCCCCGUGUUCAACCACACCAUGGUUUACGACGGCUUUGGGCCUGCUGACCUGCGCCAGGCCUGUGCUGAGCUCUCCCUCUGGGACCACGGGGCCCUGGCCAGCCGCCAGCUGGGGGGCACACGCCUCAGCCUGGGCACCGGCAGCAGCUACGGGCUCCAGGUGCCCUGGAUGGAUUCCACACCUGAGGAGAAGCAGCUGUGGCAGACACUCCUGGAGCAGCCAUGCGAGUGGGUGGAUGGCCUUCUACCCCUCAGAACCAACCUGGCCCCCAGGACGUAGCCCUACCAACCCCUCUCUCUGGACCUCCCUCUCAGGGUCUGCCCUUAGCUAAAGUCAAUAAAGUCUGCUCCAAG